AACAAGGAAAAAGAAAACAAAAAACUCAUGUUUAUCAGUGGUGCGAAGCUGCAAAAUGUACUAAUAACAUAUUUGUAACUGGAUGUGAUAAUUUUAAAGAACAAUCACUCAAACGUCAUCUUGAAAAUGAAGAUUAUCAGAAAAUCCUGAAAACGCAUCCAGAAGCUUAA
Molecule: messenger RNA, 170 nt
Organism: Ambispora leptoticha
Lineage: Eukaryota; Fungi; Glomeromycota; Glomeromycetes; Archaeosporales; Ambisporaceae
Source: the annotation of a GenBank genome assembly